Molecule: messenger RNA, 6471 nt
Organism: Malaya genurostris
Lineage: Eukaryota; Metazoa; Arthropoda; Insecta; Diptera; Culicidae
Gene: SK
Product: small conductance calcium-activated potassium channel protein
Exons: 16
Coding region: 3452-5332 (626 amino acids)
Biological process (GO): potassium ion transmembrane transport
Cellular component (GO): plasma membrane; neuron projection; neuronal cell body
Molecular function (GO): calmodulin binding; small conductance calcium-activated potassium channel activity
Source: RefSeq, a predicted model, not a curated record
CUUCUUAGUUUGUGAAAAUUGGUCACGAAAUUUCCGAGAAAAUUGUUUGCAUAUUUUUCAUAAAUUUUUACAUAUUUCCUUGUCAUUCCGGAACCGGAAGUCGAAUGCAAAUGAAACUCAGGAAAAUUGAAUAAGGUCAUAAAAUCUUUCAUUUGAAUCUAAAUUUGUGAAAAUCGGUUCAGCCAUCUUUGAGAAACGUGUGUGACUAUUUUUUCCUUUUUUUUGUGCAUAUCACCCUGUAAUUCAAGAAUCGGAAGUCCAUAUGAAACUCAGGAACUUUGUAUGAGACCUCAAGACCUCUCAUUUGAUUCCAAGUUUGUGAAAAUCGGUUCAGCCAACUCUGAGAAAAUUCAGUGACAUUAUUUGUCACACACAUACAUACAUACACACACACAGACAUUUUGUGAUCUCGACGAACUGAGUCGAAUGGUAUAUGACACUCGUCGGUUUUCACAGUGAUUGCAUAACCUUUCUAUAUGAGAAAGGCAAAAACAUGGAAAUACAUGGAACUUUGAAUCCAUCACUACAACCCUGACUAAUUUCUUCUUUAAGUAGACACUUUCGCCCACACACACACCAUCAAACCGAAGCGGAUUGCUUUUCAUUUGAAAUUACGAUACAUUCUGGUACGGUGGGUGCGUGCAUUUGUUUUCGAAAUGUUCGUGGUUGAUAUUAGCUAGCUAGCUCAUCCUACGUGAUUUUUUAACAUUGUUUCGUAUUAUGACGGAAGCAUCGUUUGUAGUGAAGAAUUGCCCGAACAUAGAGAAUCGGAAUAGUGCGUUUCUAUUUAUUUCAUUAAUCCUCACUGUACCCACGGAAACCUUUUCUGAGUUAGUUUACAUGCAGCAAGAAUAUCGAUGCUUAUGCGUGUGUAUGAACAUUGUAGUCAGAAGAAGAGACGAAGAGAGCAGCUCAGUAUACGCACACACUUCCGUGACAUCCGUGGGGCUGAGCAGAGAGAAAUUUUCCGCUCCGACAAGUGAAUUUCCUCUCCACGGAAAAGCAAAUCAGUGAAAUUUGGAAAACCCAUCUAAUCGCCCAACUCCGUGCUGAGCGUUCAGUCUGUUUUUAGCUUUCGAUGAACCGUGUGUUGGCCUCCUCCGCAGAUGGCCAGAUUAGAAAAAUUGAACUUCAAAUAUAGUGUAAUAAUAAAUCGUUUCUCUUGUGCACAUUUUCGGAGGCGGAAAUGAGCUACGCAUGUAAAAAUGUACAAAAAAUAAGUGUUGUUCGUUACUGCCUAGCAAGUUCAAUCACUUCGGCCUAAUGUGCACGUGAUUAGAUUGAUAACUAAAAAUCCCUUUAUUAAACUCAUUCGGUGUAUUUUUUCCGCGUAUUGUUCUCGGUUCAGAAAGAAAAAAAAGUGAUUCGAAAUACACAACGCGAAUCCAGGGAAGGAUGAGAAUGCAUCACCUUCAAACAAAAAAAACAGCCGUUUGACAUUCAGCGUCUAAUUCGUACAAGCAAAUUGUAGAUAACUCUGUAGGUGGGUUGCAAUUGGCAGCAAGUGGAAAUUUUCAUCCAGCCGUCACAAUAUGUUCAAAAAUAUCUCCUAUCUAAGCGGGGAGAUGAAAGCAGACACCGCCAAAUAGACGGUGUGUUGUUGAAUUCUUGUCUCUGGCAAAAGAGGAGGAUUCUCAGGCGUUCGAAAGCAACCGGAGUUGCGAAAAUUACACCCUACACUGCCAUCUCGAGCAAAAUAACAUUUUGGUGAAUUCUGGAACGUUGUCAAGAGUGUGCACUGAAUUCCGUGGAAAGCGCCCGAUAGAGAUGUGUUUCUGUAGGAAUAGGAAAAUUUUACGAUCAUCGAUUGACGAUGAUGGACUAGUCUCAAGUACUGUGAACAGUGCAUUCUGGCCUAAACUGCCACUAAAGUUCCAAUAAUUAUUUCGAAAUAGCUUUGUAAUUUAUUAGCUGCUGCCAAGUACAUCAAAGCUAAUACGACGGAUAAAGCUGUUUCGAUCCAGCAGGUGACAUCUAUUUUUGUGCAGUACCUACAGCUGAGAUUAACGAGUGCAUUCGGUGCAUUUUUUCUUCCCUUGCGUGAAGUGCAGAAAUCAUCCAUCCGAGUGAGCGAUAGAGGCAACUGGGAAAAGUACCCACAAGGAAAGUGUGUGAAAUGUUUUCUCUGCCGGUUGAGCAGAAGAGAGAAAAUAAUAGUCUCCCAGUAAGAGCGGGAGAAAUUUGAUGAAAAACUGUACUGUGAAUGCCAUUGGUUCGCAGAUCCAGUAGUAAAAUCAACUUGAUGUUUACUUGUAAUUGAUAGUGUUCUUAAUUGAAUACAAAAAAAGUAUCUAGAAAGCAAAUCACUCAAGGUGUAAUUGAAUCGCAAAGUAAGUGUACAAAACUAUGAAGCAGUAAAAGCUUAGCUUCACGAAAAAGUGUUUUUCCUUUGCUGUCGUGAUAAAAUUAUCACGAAAAAUACAUAAAUAAAGUGCUCAUUCUCCUGACAUGACAUGGAUGUGUGUUUCAAGUUCAGUGGUACAGAAUAAGCAGUCGACAAAACACAACCGCCCAUUGACUACCCAAACGGGGAUAAGAAAAAAAUAAUUGUUCCUUGUGUUUGUUAUCGUUCAAAUGAAAGUCAAAUGUGCUCCGAGUGAGAAAGGCCUGUCAAACCAACUGUAACAGUACUUCGAAAGGAAUUUAUGAUAAUAACUUUGGUAAAUUCUGAAAACUUACUCUGUAUAACAAGUAGAAAUUUUUGAAGACAAGAAAAAGCUAAAUUUACUUUUCAACAGUGCUAUCAAAUCCGAGAAAGUGAAAUUAUGUGAAAAAAGUCGUUUGUGACAACAACUGAACCAGUGCAGCAAAAAAAAGUGAGCAAUAACGCUCGCCAACCCGAGAGCAGAAAGUUUUCAACCCAAAGAGUCGAAAAAGAGAAGAAAUCAACGAGAACUUGUGCGAAAGUGAGUGCCACAUCGGUUUACUACUACAGCAGGUGAAAGCAUGAAGUAAUCUGGAACACAGUUCGCGGUUAAAAAAUAAUUAAAAAAAAAACACACAAACAUUUAUUUCGACCAAACUUGCCAGGACCUGCUAAAUGACUUGACACAGAACUAGCCGCGUCCCUGUACCUCAAGGGGAAAACUAAAUCUGCACUAGUGAAAAUAAUGCCACCAUCGAAACGAACAAAAGUGAUAUCUUAGCUAGACAAUGCCGGAAAGAGUAGCCACAACAGGAAAGCUAAUGUAGUGCAACCAACAAAGCAAACAAAAAGUGUUUCACGAAUAGUGGAAAAACUGCACUGUGGAAAGCAGAAAAAAUGGAAGUGCAUUAAAUUGAAAAUAAUUCGUCUCAGUUGCUGUGCUUUUUUCUUUCGAAUCGAGUUUCUUUAUUAAGUUCAAAUCUUCGCAAAAGUUUUUUAGUUAAUCUAACCGCUGCUGCUUCUUAGCUAACUCGCAAAAGUUAUCAAACAAGAAUCCGAAGCUCUCACAUCAAAAGUCGUUGAGAAAUGGCCACCAAAUAUGGCACACAAAUUAUUUACACAAAUUCUCGAACCACCAUCAAGCUCCGAAAGCCUGUGUCCACACUGUCGAUUCCCGGAUCGAUGAAAGCACCGUGUGCCGGUAAUCGGGAAACAGUAUCGGCUGCAUGCACAGAAGAAGCCGGCAUCGCGCUCGUGGGCGUACACUCAGAGUAUCCCAGGUACAUGGAGGAGCGAGGCCUGGGAGGCGGCGUCUGUAAAGGUCCCGGAACGGUACAAGGCGGUCCUGGUCAAAAGCAAAAACCAAAUGUAGGAUAUCGACUUGGUCGGCGGAAAGCAUUGUUCGAGAAGCGGAAACGAAUAAGUGAUUACGCCCUCGUCAUGGGUAUGUUCGGAAUUAUUGUGAUGGUGAUAGAAAACGAAUUAAGUAGCGCUGGUGUAUAUACUAAGGCAUCUUUUUAUUCAACUGCUUUAAAAACGUUAAUAUCCGUAUCGACUGUGAUUUUACUCGGGCUUAUUGUAGCCUACCACGCCUUGGAAGUUCAGCUUUUUAUGAUAGAUAACUGCGCGGAUGACUGGCGGAUAGCAAUGACCUGGCAGCGAAUGAGCCAAAUAGCUUUAGAAUUACUUAUCUGUGCGGUGCAUCCCAUUCCAGGUCAAUAUUAUUUUCUAUGGACAACUAAGCUAGCGAAUAAGAAUAAAGCCAUGGGAACGGAACUCGUCCCGUACGAUGUCGCAUUAUCUUUGCCAAUGUUCCUUCGUUUGUACCUGAUAUGCCGUGUGAUGCUGCUACAUUCGAAACUAUUUACCGAUGCCUCAUCACGUAGUAUAGGUGCACUGAAUCGUAUCAAUUUUAACACACGAUUUGUGCUGAAAACACUAAUGACAAUAUGCCCGGGAACGGUCCUACUAGUAUUCAUGGUUUCAUUAUGGAUAAUAGCGUCGUGGACUCUCCGGCAGUGCGAGAGGUUUCAUGAUGAAGAACAUGCCAAUCUGUUGAACGCUAUGUGGUUAAUCGCAAUAACCUUUCUGAGCGUUGGCUUUGGCGAUAUCGUGCCGAACACAUACUGCGGCCGGGGCAUUGCAGUUAGUACGGGUAUUAUGGGAGCUGGCUGCACCGCGCUUCUGGUUGCAGUCGUAUCACGAAAGCUAGAGUUAACACGAGCGGAAAAGCAUGUGCACAACUUCAUGAUGGAUACUCAACUGACAAAGCGGUUGAAAAAUGCGGCAGCCAACGUACUGCGAGAAACCUGGCUGAUAUACAAGCACACACGUCUGGUGAAACGCGUGAAUCCUGGUCGGGUGCGGACACAUCAGCGGAAGUUCCUACUGGCAAUUUAUGCACUACGAAAAGUGAAAAUGGAUCAACGAAAGCUCAUGGAUAACGCUAAUACCAUAACCGAUAUGGCAAAGACCCAAAACACGGUCUAUGAAAUAGUUUCGGAUAUGUCGACUAGACAGGACACGCUGGAGGAACGAAUCAAUAAUUUAGAAGAUAAGUUACAAUCCAUUCAGACACAAAUCGAAAAUCUUCCUGAAGUGCUGACGCGCUGCCUAACCCAACAUCAGGAGCGCAUGGACCAGCGAAGGAAUUUUUUGCACCCGGAUGCGGCAGUAACCGGUUCAUCCUCCGGUCUACCGACACCAGCCCCUCUGCUGGGCUCACCGAUGAUGCUGCCGCACUCCAGUUUCUCUUUUAGGAGUGUCCCGUCGUCGUCGACACCGGCCUAUCCUUGGCCCGCUAGUCCCAUACUCCCACCAAUCUCUAGUAGAACGCCGCACCUCGUCCCGGAAACGCUUAUUCCCGCACCAGCGACGACGACAUCAUCAACCCUGUUGAAUUCCAUCACCAACCAGUCGUCUGCAACCGGAGACCCGCAGUUGGCAAUGCACAGGGAAACUAGCUGAAUCGAACCCAGUAGCUCAAACUCCUUAAUCUCAUUUUCCAACUCCAAUAAGUCCAACAUCAACAUCAAUAUCCAUACACCGACAUCGAGUAGUAGUAAAUUCACCAAACAGCGAGAACGAGCGACUCGGUUCUAGCUCCUAACGGUUCCGCAUCUCACUAUAAACUAACAAAACGGUACCUAACCGGCCGGUGAGGAGAGAGCAACUGACGAGAGUGGGCCAUUGUGACGGUCGAGAACCGUAGCUAAAUAGUACAUCGAUGUUGUGUCACUUAACGUGUAUGAAAAAAAACGAUACAUGUACCAACUACAAAUUCUGAUGAAGGUGGCAUUGAUAACGUCAAUAAUAAUGUUGAUGAUGAUGAUGAUGAUGAUGACUGUAACCGGAAAACACAAACAUGGAACGGAUGGACGAUUUGAGCACAGUAAAGGAAAUGUUAAAAAGACUACUUAGCGAUUAUAGACUAAUUAAAGUCUACGAUAAGAAAAUUUGAUAGCGACUAACAAGCAACACGGAACGAAAUGCAACACCAGCAAAUAGACACAUGACAGGAAGAGCUGACAGCGCUUGUCGUGUGUGUUAUCGAAAUGUUCAGUUCGUAUCAAACAAGGCUGGAAGAUUCGAUUAAUUACUAGAAAUACAACGCAGAUGAGGUUUAAGGAACAUUACACCGGAGAGUAUCAUAUGAACGGUAUUCGUGAGAACCACAAUGCAUUCACAUAUGAAUAAAUAACUGACGCUGCAUUGGAGCAUCCGACGGUUCUUCUUCGCUCUACCAAUAAACCAAUGAAUGGAACAUUUCACUUAUAACAGCACUAGUCCUCCCCUAAAGCUUUUCAGUUUAGUAUUCAUCAAGAGAAUAAACCGCUACGAAUUCGAUAUUCCCUAUAAAAAGUAAGUUCUUCACGACAGUUGAGGCUUAAAUGAUAUUUGAGGACUUUUAGUCGAUGUUAAAAGCUUUAAUGGGUAUUAGCCAAGUUACUACAGGGGGUAACCACGAAAACGUGCCAAUACUUCAAAACAUACUCUUCGUCUCGCUUAUCUACGAAAUGGAAUUACCGAUUUGUAAACUAUUUAUGUUUAUUCUAAUUUUGUCAACAUUAGUCCGACCUUACUUCUAAACUAAAAGACAUAUAUUU